CAGGCUUAGCACGGAAAGGUUGUGCGAAUACAGACCUAACAAGUGUCAAAAGCAUGACAUGAUGUACGCCCCGGGCUUGUACAUAGUCCAGUCGAUGCCCGCCCUACGGAAUGCCACAGCGUUUCCAGUCCAGGAUCUCGUCUCUUGCGUAAUGACGGCUGGCAACGCGCGGUGCCCCGAUUACAACUGCAGCACCAGGAUUGAGAACACGUACUACAGGAUGCCAUCGCAGCUGUGUUUCACAUUCGACGUGAAUGCAAUACCACGAGAGGAACACCCUUUCCGGGAGUGUCCUAAUCAGUGGGACUGGGAGCUGGAGCUUCGCUACAAAUUCUCCCAGCGUGACACGAUGCUGUUGCUGCCAAAGUGGGUGUACCCGCUUUUUGUGCAUCAAACCGGACUCAGCCCUCCCGACCAGCUGUCCGCAGUACAGCUGCUCCCGGGAAAAGUCAUCCAAGUCAGCGUUAAACAGGCGAGAAAAAUGUACACCUUCACUGAGUUCUAG
Messenger RNA from Rhipicephalus sanguineus (brown dog tick), 505 nucleotides. RefSeq lists its product as uncharacterized. The transcript is spliced from 4 exons. The coding region runs from base 59 to 505 and encodes 148 amino acids. NCBI's taxonomy places the organism in Eukaryota, Metazoa, Arthropoda, Arachnida, Ixodida, Ixodidae. The record is from RefSeq and is a predicted model, not a curated record.